Molecule: messenger RNA, 1138 nt
Organism: Aplosporella prunicola CBS 121167
Lineage: Eukaryota; Fungi; Ascomycota; Dothideomycetes; Botryosphaeriales; Aplosporellaceae
Exons: 2
Coding region: 347-1000 (217 amino acids)
Source: RefSeq, a predicted model, not a curated record
CCAGACACGCAAGAGGAAGCUAAAUGAGUGCUUGUGCCAUAGCAAAGACAAUGUCAAAUUCAGUUCGAUUCAACAUCUUUUUAUUAACCGCCGGUGUUAAAUUGGAGUAGAGAUAUGCGCCCCAAGAAGUGCUAUUGGACGACAGUAUGUUACACAGCCUCAUGCAAACUGUACAUACACCAAGGUUGGAUUGCUUGCUCAGCCGCGGGGCGGAGCACCGCCGCUACAUAAUUACUCGGUCGCAGCCUUGCUACUCUAAUUUUGUGCAAAGAAUACUCGGAUCAACAACCUUGGUCUGAACUUGUCAACCUCACUUCAACCUACAAGUCGCCUUCAUCAGUUUCUUAUGGUUGCCACAUCAUCGCACCGCGGCUACCGUCCGCCGACUGUGCAGUCCGACACUGAGUCCAACACUGAGGCUGACAACCCGCUUAAGUCCAAUGUCGCCGUCAAGUGCACCUCGCAAUUGUCCGACUUGGCCAGCGACUCAGGGUAUUCGAGCCGCACGGCUUCCACCAAUAGCACCGGUUCUGAUUCAGCUCGAAGCCCAACUGAAAACCUGCUUGCUCCCAAGGAACGCUCCAUGCCCGCCAUCCUAAAAAAGAGGCCACAUCAAGACAGUGUAGUUGAGGAAUAUGCCCCUUCUCAGGUUCCUCCACAGUAUCCUUCGUCGCCUAUCUUUCCGCACCCCCACCAGGCAAACGGCCACGGCCUUCGCGGGCCAGUCUCGCCAUAUCUCCCCGUCAUCCACCAGGACCGACAUUCUUUUAUUGGCGAUCAAGCACCCAAGCAGAACCUGCCGGACCCACGAUAUGGUCCCACCAUCACACCGGCACCAUUGUAUGAGGAGAACCCCCACGAGUGGGACAGUGAGGAAAACAGAAGACCUUUCGUGAAAAAGCUCAGACUACCUCCAGUAUCCUUAGUAGGAAAAGGCUGGAUGAGCAGUAUUCUGAUAGCGAAGAUGAGGACGAUGAACCAUACACACAAGAUGGUAUAACCCGCGGUAUAUCCCGGAGGCAUUCAACUAUUGUCGGCCCUGAGCGCCAGGUACGCUAUUUUCCUGUUUCGAAGAAUAGCAAAAAGGUAAUCGAGGGUUCACGGCUAGGGCGUCAUGUUACACUUAGGGACGCUAAGG